This is a messenger RNA of Penicilliopsis zonata CBS 506.65, 1629 nucleotides long. RefSeq lists its product as hypothetical. Lineage: Eukaryota; Fungi; Ascomycota; Eurotiomycetes; Eurotiales; Aspergillaceae. Bases 1 to 1629 code for a protein of 542 amino acids. Gene Ontology annotation, cellular component: cytoplasm. The transcript has a single exon. The record is from RefSeq and is a predicted model, not a curated record. Gene Ontology annotation, molecular function: mevalonate kinase activity; ATP binding. Gene Ontology annotation, biological process: isoprenoid biosynthetic process; ergosterol biosynthetic process.
AUGCAGAACGGCCGCGGUCGUAGAAAGAACGGCAGUCUGAAGCUCUCGAAAAACAAAUCCCCACGUCCGCCGGUAUCUCAAUCGUUUGCCCAAAGCUCUGACGGUGAGAUUCCCGUCCGCCCCAAGGUCUCGAUGGCUCCCGUCGCUCUUGCGAACGACCCCUUCACUCAUGAGAUCUCCACCCCUGCCACUACUACCACCACCGCCGCUACGAACCCCCUGACGACGAACGGAGUCCAUACAACGAAGAAGUUGAUGGCGCGGAAGCAGUCAUCGCCCAUGGCGCCGACAUUUAUGGUGUCGGCGCCGGGCAAGGUCAUCGUGUUUGGAGAACACGCCGUGGUGCACGGCAAGGCAGCCAUGGCCGCAGCCAUUUCUCUACGAUCAUACCUCUUGGUGACCACGCUAUCGAAAUCCCAGCGAACGGUGACGCUAAACUUUCGAGACAUUGGGCUGGAUCAUACCUGGGACAUUGACGAACUGCCAUGGAACGUUUUCCAGCAACCAUCCAAAAAAAAGUUCUACUACGAUCUUGUUACCAGUCUUGAUCCGGAACUUUUUGAAUCCAUUCAGCCUCACCUUGAAUCAGUGGGGAAGGGUAUCCCCGAAGAGCAGCGCAAGAUCCAGCAACGAUCGGCCUCGGCUUUCCUAUACCUCUUCCUAUCGCUCGGCUCACCGCAGAGUCCCGGCGCCAUCUACACCCUCCGAUCUACCAUUCCUGUCAGCGCGGGUUUAGGGAGCAGUGCGACCGUCUGUGUGUGUAUCAGCACAGCGCUGCUGCUCCAAAUCCGCACCCUUGCUGGCCCUCACCCGGACCAACCUCCCGAGGAGUCAGAGGUGCAGAUCGAGCGCAUUAACCGUUGGGCGUUUGUUGGAGAAAUGUGCAUGCAUGGGAACCCCAGUGGUGUGGAUAAUACGGUCUCCGCGGGCGGCAAGGCAGUGGUGUUCCGCCGAACGGAUUACUCGAAGCCGCCCGUCGUCACUCGGCUUCCAAACUUCCCAGAGUUACGUCUCCUUCUAGUCAACACGCGACAAUCACGGUCUACGGCAGUUGAGGUUGCUAAAGUUGGCACACUGAAGAAGGAACAUCCCAGGGUGACCGAGACUAUUCUUAAUGCCAUUGAUGACGUCUCGGUGUCGGCACAAGAACUUGUUGAGUCUCUCGGCAACGGUGAGUGUUCGAAGGAGACACUUGAGCAUCUUGGCACCCUCAUUCGCCUGAACCACGGCCUCUUGGUCUCCUUGGGUGUUUCGCAUCCCCGUCUGGAGCGGAUUCGGGAGCUGGUCGAUCAUGCCAACAUCGGCUGGACGAAGCUCACAGGCGCUGGAGGCGGCGGUUGCGCGAUCACGCUCCUACGACCCGACAUCAAGGAGGAGGCGGUGCGGGAGCUGGAGCAAAAGUUGACUGAUGAAGGAUAUGCUAAGUACGAGACCACCCUUGGUGGCGACGGUGUCGGAGUCCUUUGGCCCGCGGUACUCCGCAACGGUUCCGAUGAGGAGGGAGGCGAAGAGAUCGACCAGCAGAAAUUUGAAAAUGCCGACGGACCGGAGGGCAUUGAACGGUUGGUCGGUGUUGGGGUUCAGGAGAAACGCGAAGGUUGGAAGUUCUGGAAACGAACGGCCCCCUAA